UUUCGGACAAUUUAAUAUCACGGCGAAAUAAGUGCAUUGAGAGGUUAUAUUAGGCAUCGUUGUAUUGAGCGGUUUUACUUUCAACACGAGAAAAUUUGCUAGCUGCAAUCUACACAUUUUAGCCUUGGUAUUCCUGCAAUUGCUAGCUGCUGUGCACUGCCACUAGUUUUGAGUGGCCUCGUUUGAACCAGUGCUUUAGCUAGCGAAUGUGCGGCAAUGAUCAACUUUCUUUCUAGCUAGCUAUCGACGCCGAGUAAAACAGCUGGCUAAGUAAUAUGGCGGAGGAAGGUACAAAUCUUUUGAGGAAGCUGGAGAUUAGUGUUGCCGAGGCAGAAAAACGAAUGGGCAAGAACUCGGUGAACAUACAGGAAACCUACACCGUUUACCUCAUAGAAACACGGCCAAUUGAGGCUGUUGCAGAUGGUCAGAACCCAGCCCCGGACUCAUUGUGGAGGCGUUACAGUGAAUUUGAGCUGCUGAGGAACUAUCUACUCGUCGCCUAUCCGUUUGUGGUCGUGCCCCCUCUUCCGGAGAAAAGAGCCGAAUUUGUGUGGCACAAGUUGUCCGCAGACAAUAUGGACCCAGACUUUGUGGAGAGGCGGAGGGUGGGACUGGAGAAUUUUCUGCUUCGGGUCGCCUCCCACUCGGUCCUUUCAAACGACAAGAUCUUCUACCAGUUCCUCAAAGAGGAAAAUGGGUGGAAGGAGCUGGUGUUUGAGACUGGAUUCCAGGCAAAGGCUGACUCGAGGCUGAAGGCUCUGAAUGCAACCUUUAGGGUCAAAAGUCCAGACAAACGCUUCGCAGAGCUGAAGCACUACAGCGAUGAGCUGCAGGCCAUCACCUCCCAGCUCCUGAGAGUGAGAGCUAGAGUUGCAGAUCGCCUGUAUGGUGUCUACAAAGUGCAUGGGAAUUACGGAAGGGUUUUCAGUGAAUGGAGCGCCAUUGAACGGGAGAUGGGAGACGGACUACAGAGUGCUGGACAUCACAUGGAUGCGUACGCCUCUUCGAUCGAUGACAUCCUGGAGGAGGAGGAGCACUACGCCGACCAGCUGAAGGAGUACCUGUUCUAUGCGGAAGCCCUGCGGGCGGUUUGCAGGAAGCACGAGCUGAUGCAGUACGAGCUGGAGACGGCGACGCUGGACCUGGCCAUGAAGAAGCAGCAGAGAGACGAGUUGGCCACGGGGACCGUACGGACCUUCUCCUUCAAAGGGAUGACCACCAAGCUCUUCGGCCAGGAGACCCAGGAGCAGAGGGAGGCUAAGCUCCAGGGGCUUGAGGAGCAGAUCGUGGAGGGAGAGGAGCUGGUCAAAGAGAAGACUGUGGAGUGCGAUGAGUUUGUAAAGAAUGCCUGGGUGGACAUGGUCCGUUUCAAGGAGCAAAAAGAUCGGGACCUGAAGGAGGCGCUGAUCAGCUACGCCAUCAUGCAGAUCAGUGUCUGUAAGAAGGGAAUUCAGGUGUGGGCCAAUGCUAAAGAGUGCUUCAGCAAGAUGUGACGGGACUGUGGUCUGAUUGGAGCCAGCGUGGGAGCUGAGGCCUCCGGACGGAUCUGGGUAACGGCCGUCACGGAAAACUCAACCACAGGCCUUGGAGUAAUCUUUUUUUUUUGUUUGGUUUGUUUUUUUU
This is a messenger RNA of Conger conger (European conger), 1623 nucleotides long. RefSeq names its product sorting nexin-4-like. The record is from RefSeq and is a predicted model, not a curated record. The transcript has 14 exons. Lineage: Eukaryota; Metazoa; Chordata; Actinopteri; Anguilliformes; Congridae. Bases 276 to 1493 code for a protein of 405 amino acids. Gene Ontology annotation, biological process: protein transport. Gene Ontology annotation, molecular function: phosphatidylinositol binding.